Messenger RNA from Cylicocyclus nassatus, 366 nucleotides. NCBI's taxonomy places the organism in Eukaryota, Metazoa, Nematoda, Chromadorea, Rhabditida, Strongylidae. The record is from the annotation of a GenBank genome assembly.
AUGAGAUCAGUCAAAGAAACGGUUUGUCUGUUCGUUGCUUCACUCAUCACCAUAAUUGAAAGCUGUUCACCUGGUUAUGGUUAUGGUUACGGUUGCCCUGGCGGUGGUCUCCUCUCAAACGUUUUGGGAGGUGUAGGCGUUGGAGCAUACGCUUACGCUGGAGGUGCAGCAGGUUUCAACUACGGCCGUUGCGGUACCCCAACUAUCUUCUAUCACUGGACCUGUUGUGACUAUAAUGUUUAUGAAUGCUGUAUACAAUUAGAGCCUUGGGUCAUAGUACUACUCGUUAUAUUUGGUAUUGGCUUAUUCCUCUGCUGUAUUGGCUGCAUAGCUGCCUGCAUUUGGAGCUACAGUAGAAAUCGCUAG